This is a messenger RNA of Argiope bruennichi, 1462 nucleotides long. RefSeq lists its product as uncharacterized. The record is from RefSeq and is a predicted model, not a curated record. The coding region runs from base 147 to 1448 and encodes 433 amino acids. Gene Ontology annotation, molecular function: protein heterodimerization activity; structural constituent of chromatin; DNA binding. The transcript has 4 exons. NCBI's taxonomy places the organism in Eukaryota, Metazoa, Arthropoda, Arachnida, Araneae, Araneidae. Gene Ontology annotation, cellular component: nucleosome.
GAAUCCGCCCGCCCGCCUUUUCGCUUUUACGAUUGGUCGGUUUCGACUCGCUCACCCACCUUCCCCUUCUGUUUCGGAGCAUAUUUAAGCGAAGUCAUCUUUGUGCGCCCCAUUUUCUGUUCAAAGUCGUUUGAGAAUAGUCAGUCAUGGCACGUACCAAGCAGACCGCCCGUAAGAGUACUGGAGGUAAAGCCCCCAGGAAACAACUGGCUACUAAGGCCGCUCGUAAGAGCGCCCCAGCCACCGGAGGUGUUAAGAAGCCCCAUCGUUACAGGCCCGGAACUGUUGCUUUGAGAGAAAUCCGUCGUUAUCAAAAAUCCACUGAACUCUUGAUCCGAAAAUUGCCAUUCCAGCGUUUGGUUCGAGAAAUCGCUCAGGACUUCAAAACUGAUCUCCGAUUCCAGAGUUCUGCUGUUAUGGCUCUCCAGGAAGCUAGCGAAGCUUAUUUAGUAGGCUUGUUCGAAGACACUAACUUGUGCGCUAUCCACGCCAAGAGAGUAACUAUCAUGCCUAAGGACAUUCAGCUCGCUAGACGAAUUAGGGGUGAACGAGGCAAGGGUCUUGGAAAGGGGGGUGCCAAAAGGCAUCGUAAAGUUCUUCGUGAUAACAUCCAGGGUAUUACAAAACCCGCAAUCAGGCGUUUAGCUAGACGUGGCGGAGUCAAACGUAUUUCAGGUUUGAUUUACGAAGAGACUCGAGGUGUGCUCAAAGUUUUCUUGGAAAAUGUCAUUCGAGAUGCUGUCACUUACACCGAGCAUGCUAAAAGGAAAACUGUCACUGCUAUGGAUGUUGUGUAUGCACUAAAGAGGCAAGGACGUACCUUGUACGGUUUCGGAGCCUUUGCCUUCUUAGGAGAUUUGGGUUUGGCUACUUUUUUAGCCCCAGCAGUGGCUUUCUUAGCAGCAGCAGGCUUCUUCUUUUUCUCUGCUUUUUCCUUCGGCUUGGCCGUUUUCUUAGCAGGGGCUUUUGCUUUCUUUGGAGAAGCAGCUCCUUCCUUUUUAGGCUUUUUCACGAUUUUCUUUGGCUCCUUGUCAGUCAUGGCACGUACCAAGCAGACCGCCCGUAAGAGUACUGGAGGUAAAGCCCCCAGGAAACAACUGGCUACUAAGGCCGCUCGUAAGAGCGCCCCAGCCACCGGAGGUGUUAAGAAGCCCCAUCGUUACAGGCCCGGAACUGUUGCUUUGAGAGAAAUCCGUCGUUAUCAAAAAUCCACUGAACUCUUGAUCCGAAAAUUGCCAUUCCAGCGUUUGGUUCGAGAAAUCGCUCAGGACUUCAAAACUGAUCUCCGAUUCCAGAGUUCUGCUGUUAUGGCUCUCCAGGAAGCUAGCGAAGCUUAUUUAGUAGGCUUGUUCGAAGACACUAACUUGUGCGCUAUCCACGCCAAGAGAGUAACUAUCAUGCCUAAGGACAUUCAGCUCGCUAGACGAAUUAGGGGUGAACGUGCCUAAGCCAAAAAAAAAAA